AUGGCUUUGAUGGAAACAUUUUUUAUCUCUCAUGGAGAUCCAACACUUGCUAUUUAUGAAACCGUACCAGCAAGGCAGUUCUUUGAAUCAUGGCAACAAAGUGUAUAUAAACAGAAACCAAGUUCCAUUCUUGUUAUUUCUGCUCAUUGGGAGACCAAAGAACCUACUGUUAAUGUUGUUGAUCGAAAUGAUACCAUUCAUGACUUCACUGACUUCCCUAAGCCUUUGUACCAGAUUAAGUAUGCAGCACCGGGAGCUCCAAAAUUGGCUAAGAGGGUGAAGGAAUUGCUUAUGGCAUCUGGCAUUGAGCAAGUUGAUGAAGACGAAAAAAGAGGGCUUGACCAUGGUGCUUGGGUUCCACUGAUGUUCAUGUAUCCGGAGGCUGACAUACCGGUGUGCCAGCUCUCCAUCCAGUCGGAUAGAGAUGGCACUCACCAUUACAACAUGGGGAAGGCCUUGGCUCCUCUCAGAGAGGAAGGUGUCCUCAUCCUAGGAUCAGGAUCUUCUGUGCACAACCUGGAUUCCAGGCUACCUAAUGGCAGUUCUGCUCCUUCAUGGGCAUUGCAGUUUGACGACUGGCUUAAAGAUGCUCUUAUUGAACGAAGAUAUGAAGAUGUGAAUCUCUACGAGUCAAAGGCACCAAAUCCAAAAAUGGCUCACCCUUCACCAGAUCACUUCUACCCGCUGCAUGUAGCCAUGGGUGCAGCUGGUGAUGAUGCUAAGGCCAAAUUAGUGCACACCAGUUGGACUCAUGGAACCCUAUCUUAUGCGUCCUACCAGUUCACAGCACCCAAAUAA
Dovyalis caffra is the source of this 798-nucleotide messenger RNA. NCBI's taxonomy places the organism in Eukaryota, Viridiplantae, Streptophyta, Magnoliopsida, Malpighiales, Salicaceae. The record is from the annotation of a GenBank genome assembly.